Molecule: messenger RNA, 1589 nt
Organism: Trametes versicolor FP-101664 SS1
Lineage: Eukaryota; Fungi; Basidiomycota; Agaricomycetes; Polyporales; Polyporaceae
Exons: 12
Coding region: 66-1334 (422 amino acids)
Molecular function (GO): metal ion binding
Source: RefSeq, a predicted model, not a curated record
UCUCCUUCAUCCGCCCUUCCUUACAUCGCUCCUUUACGACUAAUCACCUCCCAGCCUUCCACGCUAUGGCCGUGUCCACGAAGCAGCUCUGGGACAAUGCUCUCGCUCAUCUUCAUGACCUUUCCAGCGCCACCGUCUAUAGACACUCCGAGCUCGAGUCACGCGUCGCCGAGCUCGAGGGUGAGCUCGCCGCCCUGAAGCUAGCUUAUAACACCACAUCCGAUGUUGAAAAGAAGCCGCCUAACGCGCUGCUUCCCUCUCUUACGCGCCAAUCCUCCAGCUACAAUGUUGCCCAGGACCCAAUGGUCCUGUGCGCCAUCGACGGAGACAGGCUCAUGUUCCAUCCCACCCUGAUCGAGCAGGGCUACGCAGGCGGCCGUCAGGUGGCGCAGGACUUCACCAAGGCGAUCGCGCAGGAGCUCCUCCAGCAGGGCUUGACCGUCUUCGAGCGGCUCUCGUUCUGGGUGACGCUGUACAUCAACAAGAGGGCGAUCCUCACCGCCCUGCGCGACGACGGCAUCGCCAGCCCGGAGCACUUCGAGUCCUUCCUCCUCGGGUUCGGCCAGGCGUCGCCCCGUUUCCUGAUCGUCGACGCGGGCCCGGGCCGAGAGAGCACUGAGGUCAAGGUGAAAGAAUAUAUUAAGACGUACAUCCGCUUCCCGCAGACGCUGCGGUUAUUCUUCGGAGGCGUGGACGACACGUACCUCGCGAUGUAUGACGGGCUCGAGAAGGACGACCUCGUCGGGAAGCUCGUUCUCAUGCAGCCGCCCAACGAGAUGUCGCCAGCCGUGCGCCGGAUGUCGGCGCGGACGCUCCGGAUCGACGGCCUGUUCAUGACGGAGAAGGUCAACCCGUGGGCGGCGCGUCGCCCGGGGCCCCUCUUCGGCCUCGCGGACGGCCACUCGAGCGUCGUCACGAACGGCGGCCUCAUUAGCCCCCAGUCGGAGAGCCAGUCGUCGGGGUCCACGCCGCCGCCGCGCCACUCGUCGUCCGAGGGUCUGAGGUACAUCGAUGCUACGAAGCCGCUCCAUAAGCAGAACCCGCCGCCCUGCAACGAGCAUUACCUCAUGGCGUGUUCUAAAGGAUCGAACUGCAAGUACUCGCACGAUUGGUACCUCACCCCGGAGCAGCUCGAUAUUUUGGCUCGGAACGCGAAGAAGGCCCCUUGCAACUAUCUUAAGAACGGCAUCCCUUGUCCGCACGGCGACAACUGCUGCUGGGGUCACGUCUGCCCAAGCGGUGCUCGAUGCUUCCACCUGAGCAAGGGGAAGUGCUGGUUCAAAGGAGACGGCAUGCAUCCCCCCGUCGGUCCGCAGCUCGUCGAGGUCGCUUAACCAAAAAGCGAAUACGGAAUUUGGCGGCGUUUGGCCCGAUCUCCUAGUAUCGUUGGAUAGGUAAACACAUUGCAUUCGAGCAUCUUUUGUGCCCAUAUACCUCCAUCUCGCGCAGCAGGCUAGCAUACAUAUCACGAUCCUAUAGGAGUUGUAUAAGUAACUUAUGUCGAAGUGCGCUAAGCCUUCCUACGCCGUCAUCGAUCUUAGUACACGUUCAAUCCUCUGUAACAUCUUCCUGGUUAUAUAUACUGUCAA